GAUUGAGGAAUUUCCGACACGGUUUGAUUUUGUAAGCUCAAUCAUAGUAGUUGCACCAUCAUGAGUUAUAGUCAAUGGCGAUGAUUGCGCCAACUGCUCAGUCUUUCCUUGUUAACCAUGGCGAGCACACUGGACACUCAGGAAUUUUGGAGGGAGUUCAUCCAACUAUACAGAGAUUUUCCUGCUUUGUGGAAAGUAAAAAGUGACGAGUACAAGAACAGAAGCUUAAAAAGUGAAUGCUACGUGAAAUUAAUUGACAAAAUCAGAGAAAUUGACCUAAAUGCCACUCGUGCCACAGUAACCAAGAAAAUAAAUAGUUUACGUUCCAACUAUCGUCGAGAACUGAAGAAGGUGAUGAACAGUGUGAAGUCCGGUGCUGGGUCAGAUGAUGUUUACAAGCCUUCACUGUGGUACUUCGAUGAGCUCGCAUUCCUUCGCGACCAAGAAUUGCAGCAAGAAGGAGUGUCAAGUCUGGAUGAUGGGGAACAAGAUGGUAAUGAGGGAUCAAUAGAUCAUACUGAGCCGUCCACAUCUGCCACAGAGUCACAGGAGGUAUAUUCUCAUACCUCAAAGAGGACAAAGAAAUGUGACAUGGAAAGUAAACGUUACGAAGCACUUUCCCUUGCUUGUGCACAUCUUCAACAGAGUAACGACUCCAUUGAUACACUAGCAAGGAGCUGGGCUCAAGAAUUCCGGAAUGUGACUGCAGAACAGCAAAUAUACGCAAGGAAGGCUAUUAAUGAUAUUCUCUUUGAGGCUCGUUUAGGCACAUUGCACAGACAUAGCGUGAAAAUUAAUGAAAAUGCUGAUGUUCACACUAGAUCUUCCACGCCUUUUUGUGAUCUUUCAUCCGAGACCAAUUCAAAUACCAGUGGACUUAGCACUACUCAGGGGAAUAUUGCCACUAAUGCAGAUGUGGAAGGAGUGCGUGUUUACAGAACGGUGGCAGACCUUCUUAGUGAUCCCCAUGACAGCUUAUAAAAUAACAUACAUUAUGGCACAUUGGUGGUGGAAAUAAGUAUGUAGGCUUAUUGUUUAUUUUUCGUAAGCAAUCAAUCAAGUUCAUUUUCACAGUAGGUAAUUAACUUACGUAACAGGUCAAAGUUAGUAUACAUA
Messenger RNA from Scylla paramamosain (green mud crab), 1116 nucleotides. RefSeq lists its product as uncharacterized. Bases 118 to 981 code for a protein of 287 amino acids. The record is from RefSeq and is a predicted model, not a curated record. The transcript has 2 exons. NCBI's taxonomy places the organism in Eukaryota, Metazoa, Arthropoda, Malacostraca, Decapoda, Portunidae.